This is a messenger RNA of Leptonychotes weddellii (Weddell seal), 876 nucleotides long. It is a transcript of the gene GLIPR1L1, whose product is annotated as GLIPR1 like 1. Gene Ontology annotation, cellular component: extracellular region. The record is from RefSeq and is a predicted model, not a curated record. NCBI's taxonomy places the organism in Eukaryota, Metazoa, Chordata, Mammalia, Carnivora, Phocidae.
AUGGUUCUGAGGAAAAAACUGAGUUGCUUAUGGACGUUAGGUCUCUGUCUGGUAGCCAGUAAAUCGUCUACUAAAGUCCCCUCUAUCGAAGACCAGAGUUUUAAAGACCAGUGCAUCAAGGCUCAUAACGAAAUGCGUAGCAAAGUCUGGCCCCCCGCGGCUGACGUGAAAUACAUGACUUGGGAUGAUGGUUUAGCGAAGGUUGCUAAAGCGUGGGCAAACAAGUGCAGAUUCGAACACAACUCCUGUUUAUCAAUAUCAUACAGAUGCCAUCCAACUUUUCAAUUUGUUGGAGAAAAUAUCUGGUUAGGUGGAUUAAGCAUAUUUUCACCAAAAUUUACUGUUGUUGCUUGGUUUAAUGAAACUGAAUUUUAUGAUUAUAAUACCCUAUCAUGUUCCAAAGCUUGUGGCCAUUAUACACAGGUAGUUUGGGCCAAUUCAUAUAAAGUUGGUUGUGCAGUAACAAUGUGUCCUAAACUUGGGGGAUUUGAAACUGCAAUAUUCAUAUGCAACUAUGGACCUUCAGGAAAUUUUCCAAAUAAGCCCCCUUACACUAAAGGAGUAGCCUGCUCUUUGUGUGCAGAAGAAGAAACUUGCAAAGAGAAUCUCUGCCUUUUACUUAAUGAGGACUUUUCUGCCAUGAGUUUCUCCAUCCCAAGAUUCAAGCAGUUAUCGACAAUGGGUUUCCAAGAAAGCACCGCACAAGCUGCAAAGGUAAUAAAGAACGUGAUAAACCGGAAAAUUGUCAUUUUAGUUACAGUAGACUUAAAGAACAUUUCAGAUAUUAAAUAUUUUCCUUAUAUUCCAGUGGUUUCCUUUAAGAAUAUCAUCAACAUUAUUCAGAAACAAAAUGUUAUUGAGGAAAGUUUCAGAUAG